This is a messenger RNA of Canariomyces notabilis, 1044 nucleotides long. RefSeq names its product DUF1691-domain-containing protein. Lineage: Eukaryota; Fungi; Ascomycota; Sordariomycetes; Sordariales; Chaetomiaceae. The transcript is spliced from 2 exons. The coding region runs from base 1 to 1044 and encodes 347 amino acids. Gene Ontology annotation, biological process: lipid homeostasis; mitochondrion organization. The record is from RefSeq and is a predicted model, not a curated record. Gene Ontology annotation, cellular component: mitochondrial outer membrane.
AUGGACACCCCAUCGCUCCGUUCAAAAGCCUCGCAGGACACGCUGUUCUCCCUUCUCCAGUUGGAUCCGACACCCAUGGAUGCCGUGAACACGGACAAGGACCUCCCGCCGCUACCCGAGCAGACGGAAGCGUCUGCGUCUACUUCUACACCACCGCUCAAGUCCUCCACCACCUCUAGCAUCGGACUAAGCGGCAGCGGCCAUGGGCCCAUCUACUACCUCAUGCGAAUCCAGCGCUACUCAAGCUACACCUUCACCUUCUUCGCCUCUCUCCACCUCGCCACAACCUCCAUAAUCCCCCUCGUCGCCCAAUCCGUGCCCGCCUCCGAAUCCUACCUGCUCCUCGCGCGCGAGAUCUACCAAACCCCGCUCUCAGAACCUCUACUCGUUGCUCUGCCCAUCGCAGCGCACGUCGGCUCCGGCAUUGCGCUGCGGCUGCUGCGGCGCGCCCACAACCUGCGGCGGUACUACCACUACUACGACAACAGCGGCGGUGAGAAGCACCCGCUUCCGCUUCACCCGCGGCACCCCCUAGAUGUUGACCAACAACCCGCCGCCCCGACGCUGGCCCAGGGCUGGCCCGUGUUCAGCUACAUCGCUGGGUCCGGGUACGUCUUCACUGGGAUCCUGGCAGCGCACGUGUUUAUGAACCGCGCCCUGCCGCUGCUGGUCGAGGGCGACAGCGCAAACAUUGGCCUGGCGUACGUCGCGCACGGGUUCGUGCGGCACCGGGUCGUUUCGUGGUUUGCCUAUGCGCUCCUUCUGGCAGCUGGAUGCGGCCACAUGGUCUGGGGCUGGGCGAAGUGGCUCGGCUCGGCGCAGGCCGCGGGCUGGGCGCUUGAGCGGCCUACGGGGAAUCUGGUGUUUGAUAGGGCCACGCGGAAGCGCAGGCGGACGAGGUUGGUGGUUAUCAAUGCCGUCGCGGCGGUUGUCGCGGGGGUCUGGGCUGCGGGCGGGCUGGGGAUUGUUGCUCGUGGAGGGGAGACGCUGGGGUGGGUUGGGAAGUUGUACGAUGGGUUGUUUGAGAAGGUGCCGGGGUUUUGA